AUGGAAGAAAACUGGAGGCGACUGAGUUUCGAUGAUGUAAUCUGUCGUCUUUACCAGUUAAGGAGCCAUUUGUCCUUAACAAACAACACAGAAGAGCCACACCGCAAAACAGAAGUAGUUUCCAACUCUUCUUUAAACUGCGUUGACAGCAGUAUACAUGAUGUGCCGAUAGUCUCCUCUGCUCUUGCUGCUGCAGCCGCCUGUGAUCAUGAUGACAACAUUGAGAAUGCUGAGGAUGAUAAUGGGGGUCUGUUUGCCUUGUUGACAGUGGACGAUGGAAUUGAUUCCACACUACAGGAGAACUAUGAGAGAUGCCAAAGCCCCUUGGAAUUCGUUAGCCAGGACGGCUCCGUUGUCAUUACACGUGCACACAAACUGCUGGGGCGAGGAGCUUACUCCGAGGUGUACCACGGAACGCUGUCUGUUGCGGCACCCAAAGAAGAAAGAUACCUUGUUGCAGUAAAGGUGAGUCAUAUGCAGGUGAUCAGUGUGGAUGAGAUUGAUCGCUGGAUUCGCAUGCUUUCUUUAAGGAAGACCAUAAUUCAUCCUUGUAUCAUCCAUUGUUAUUAUAUAGGACUAUUAGAUGCGGAGAGCGAAACAAAGGUUAUCAGGAUGUAUGCAGCCCUCGAACUCUCUUCAGGUGGGACUUUGGACCUUGUUCUAAAGAAAAAAGAGAGACUAAUGGAAAACACUAUUCGAACAAUUCUUUCGCAUAUUUUGUCUGCAUUGUCCUACCUUCACGAGACGAUUGGCGUUGUACAUAACGACGUUAAACCUCACAACAUACUUCUCGUCAUGAAUCAAGAAGAUAAUGACGUCAGAUACAAAUUGUCGGACUUCGAUGCCAUAUGUAAGGUCUCGAGUACUCAAACUAUCACAGGUUCGGUAACACCACCUAUUUCAAGCGGGGUUAAACAAGAAGGUGAAGAAGGUGUAUAUGGCACACCUUUGUACAUGUCACCCGAGAGCUGUCGUGGGAAGCCGUUUUUACCUGGAAACGAUGUGUGGUCUGUGGGCAUUUUGACGUAUCAGCUGUCAACGGGGAGGCUGCCGUGGGGCCCGCUGGAGGCGCAGGUGCCGUCGCUGAUUCUGCAUGGCUACCGUCAGGCCUAUUCGGGAGGCUUUGGACCGAUACUGGAUGAGUUCGAGCAGGGCGUUGGACACGCAUACUCGAAGGAGCUGAAAGACAUGGUAAGAGCUUGCCUCGCAAAGAGUCCCGGAGAGCGGCCCAGCGCGUCCGCACUUCUUCAGCACCCUUUUUUCUCUUCAGAAGAGCUGCAGCUGUGA
This is a messenger RNA of Trypanosoma grayi, 1287 nucleotides long. Its product is annotated as protein kinase. The coding region runs from base 1 to 1287 and encodes 428 amino acids. Gene Ontology annotation, biological process: protein phosphorylation. The transcript has a single exon. The record is from RefSeq and is a predicted model, not a curated record. Lineage: Eukaryota; Euglenozoa; Kinetoplastea; Trypanosomatida; Trypanosomatidae. Gene Ontology annotation, molecular function: protein kinase activity; ATP binding.